UGAAAGUGACAAUGUCCAAAAAACUUAUUUUGACGAAAACAAACAAAUAUCAUUUAAUUAUCCACAAGGAUUUGAUCAAUUUUUUCCAUCAGAGUACAACAUUCUUGGCUUAGACUCAUCAAAUCAAAUCCAAUUUCCACUAACAAGCUAUGGUUUUAAUGAAUGGCAGUCGACAGAUAAAUUGGAGACUCCUCCUUCUGUAUCUGCAUAUGGAGAGCAGUCGACGGGAAAAUUAGAAAAUUCUUCUGAAUUAGUUGACCAUUCUGUGCAUUCAGUGGAAAAUGUAGAAAAACCCAAUACACUGAUUAACGAAAAGCAGCAGUCUGAAAAGUUAGUUAAUUUAGAUUAUGAAUCAUUAUGGAGCCUUAUAACAUAA
Molecule: messenger RNA, 376 nt
Organism: Dentiscutata erythropus
Lineage: Eukaryota; Fungi; Glomeromycota; Glomeromycetes; Diversisporales; Gigasporaceae
Source: the annotation of a GenBank genome assembly